Molecule: messenger RNA, 6925 nt
Organism: Tachysurus vachellii
Lineage: Eukaryota; Metazoa; Chordata; Actinopteri; Siluriformes; Bagridae
Exons: 32
Coding region: 109-5508 (1799 amino acids)
Biological process (GO): homophilic cell-cell adhesion; multicellular organism development; cell-cell junction assembly
Cellular component (GO): plasma membrane; adherens junction; cytoplasm
Molecular function (GO): cadherin binding; calcium ion binding
Source: RefSeq, a predicted model, not a curated record
CAUUUCCUCAAAUCGCUCCGCCGAGUAAAAAAAAUCUUCACUCGGCCUCAGCGCAGUUUGGGCUCUCAAGCUGAAAGGAUUAUAUUUUGGACUUUCAUUCCGCGCCGAAUGGAGAUUAAAUUGGACAUACGGUUUGGAGUUUUGAUCGUUUUACUACAGGUCCUCUGCGGUGUGGAGGCGACGCCAUGUUCCCCAGGCUUUGCUUCAGAUGUGUUUGUCCUCAUAGUUCACAGGUCUCACCUGCAGAGGGGCACGAGGAUCGGUGCAGUUGUUUUCCACGACUGCAGCGGAAGGACACAGUCCAUCUUUGACACUGCUGAUAAGCGGUUUCGUGUAGAUUCAGAUGGCACAGUGAAGCUGAAGAGACAGGUCACUCUGCAUAAUGGCCAUAAGGUGUUCUCUGUCCAUGCGUGGGACUCCAAGGGAAAGAAACACACUGCAUUGGUGAGAGUGGAACAUGAGGGUAGUGCUAACCACCAUAAGGAGCAGCAGGAAGAUGUUGAGGCAUCUGAGCUUGUGCAGCUUCAAUCUCCCUCGAUUCCGCUUCUGGAGUUUCCAAAAUCAAGCGGGUUGCGGAGGAGAAAGAGAGAGUGGGUCAUUCCACCGGUCAAAAUCUUGGAGAACGAGAGAGGUCCUUUUCCUAGUAAGCUUGUGCAGAUUAAAUCCAGUCAUGAUAAAGAAACCAAGAUGGUGUACAGAAUCACUGGUGUCGGUGCAGACCAGCCUCCAGUGGGACUGUUUACAAUAGACAAAUUCACUGGUCAAAUGUAUGUGGGGAGGCCUCUUGACCGAGAAGCUAAAGAUAAAUAUGUGCUGCAAGCCCAUGCUGAGUCACUUACUGAUGCUGUUGUAGAACCUGCCAUGGAGGUUAUAGUUGAAGUGCUGGACAGUAAUGAUAACCUUCCUGUCUUCACCCAAGAUCCAUUCAUUGGCAGUGUACCAGAAGCUUCAAAACCAGGCUUUGAGUUCAUGACAGUCAGUGCCACUGAUGCAGAUGAUCCAAACACUGACCAUGCUGCUAUUAGGUACUUCAUUGUUGAGCAGAUUCCACCAGAACCACAUCCUAACAUGUUUGCGAUUAACCCUAUGAGUGGAGCAAUCCGAGUGAAUAUUGAUGGACUGGACAGAGAGAAAUAUAGAGAAUACACCUUGAAAAUUCAAGCAGCAGAUAUGAAUGGGGACGGCCGCGCAGUUCCUGGAACAGCUGUUAUUACAGUCACAGACAGCAAUGACAAUGCACCUAAAUUUGCCAAGACCUUGUUCAAUGUUACUGUCCCAGAGGAUAAAGUGGGAGUUAUUGUGGCAAAACUGCCAGUGACUGACGAAGAUGAACCACAAUCAUCUGCCUGGGCAGCAAAAUUUAGGAUUGUUAGUGGUGACCCAAGUGGAUUUUUCAACAUUAGCACAGGACCAAGCAAACAGGACGGCAUCAUUACCACGAUCAAGGGGUUGGACUAUGAGAACAACAACAAAUUCACACUGCUGGUAGCUGUGGAAAAUGAGGUUCCAUUUGCUAGAGCUUUGCCUACCUCCACUGCUACUGUUAUCGUAAAUGUUCUUGAUGUGAACGAGGCUCCAGUGUUUGAUCCCAAGGAGAUGAUUGUUUCCAAACCUGAAGAUCUAGCAAUUGAUAGUGAACUGACAGUGUACACUGCCACUGAUCCGGACACGUACCGGAACCAGAAAUUGACGUAUCGUGUAGGCAAUGAUCCUGCUGGCUGGCUGACUGUUAUCCCAGACACUGGACUAAUCAAAGUCAGGAGUUCUAUGGACAGAGAAUCAACUUUUGUGAAAGAUGGCAAAUACAGAGCCCUAAUUCUAGCUAUAGAUGAUGAUGUCCUUCCAGCAACUGGAACUGGUACACUUAUAAUUGAGCUGGAGGAUGUGAAUGAUAACGUUCCAACAAUUGAGGAGCAGAAAAUCCAAUUUUGUAAUAAGGAUUCCGUUCCAAGGACCCUGGCUGUGGUUGAUAAGGAUGGACCUGGCUUUGCUGCUCCUUUCACCGUAGAGCUGCAAGGAGAUAGCAAGAACAAUUGGACUGCUAGGAUGAAUGAUUCAAAAACAGGGAUCAUACUUGCACUUAAGAUGCCACUCCAACAGGGACCUUACAAUGUUGUUAUGAGGGUGUACGACAACCAGCUCCAAUCGCAAGUCAACACUGUGCCGGUCACUGUAUGUGACUGCAAAGGAGAGGACUUUAAGUGCAAAGACCUGCGUGCAGCAGACUUUGGCCUUCCUGGGGUGCUCGGAAUUCUGGGGGCUAUUUUGGCUCUGCUGUUGCUGCUCUUGCUGCUGCUUCUGUUCCUUAAAAGGAAAGGCACUAAGAAAGAGCAGCCCCUUAUUAACGACGAUGAUAUCCGUGACAAUGUUUACUGUUAUGAUGAAGAGGGUGGUGGAGAAGAUGAUCAGGAUUAUGAUCUGAGCGUUUUGCACAGAGGCCUUGACAACCGCCCUGAUGUGUUCCGCAACGAUGUGGCUCCCACCUUUAUGCCUGCUCCACAAUAUCGGCCGCGGCCUGCAAACCCAGAGGAGAUCGGCACCUUCAUUGAUGACAACCUGAAGGCGGCUGAUAACGACCCCACAGCUCCCCCCUAUGACUCUCUGCUGGUGUUUGAUUAUGAAGGUGGUGGAUCAGAGGCAGGAUCCCUCAGCUCCCUGAACUCCUCCAGCUCAGGAGAUCAGGACUAUGAUCGUAUUGGUGAGUGGGGACCGCGCUUCAAGAAACUAGCUGACAUGUAUGGAGGAGGAGAGGACUACUCAUUUCCUCAAAUCGACAAGUUAAAAAUCUCUACGCAGGUUCAGCGCAGUUUGGUCUCUCAAGCUAAAAGGAUUAUAUUUUGGACUUUCAUUCCGCGCCGAAUGGAGAUUAAAUUGGACAUACGGUUUGGAGUUUUGAUCGUUUUACUACAGGUCCUCUGCGGUGUGGAGGCGACGCCAUGUUCCCCAGGCUUUGCUUCAGAUGUGUUUGUCCUCAUAGUUCACAGGUCUCACCUGCAGAGGGGCACGAGGAUCGGUGCAGUUGUUUUCCACGACUGCAGCGGAAGGACACAGUCCAUCUUUGACACUGCUGAUAAGCGGUUUCGUGUAGAUUCAGAUGGCACAGUGAAGCUGAAGAGACCGGUCACUCUGCGUAAUGGCCAUAAGGUGUUCUCUGUCCAUGCGUGGGACUCCAAGGGAAAGAAACACACUGCAUUGGUGAGAGUGGAACAUGAGGGUAGUGCUAACCACCAUAAGGAGCAGCAGGAAUAUGUUGAGGCAUCUGAGCUUGUGCAGCUUCAAUCUCCCUCGAUUCCGCUUCUGGAGUUUCCAAAAUCAAGCGGGUUGCGGAGGAGAAAGAGAGAGUGGGUCAUUCCACCGGUCAAAAUCUUGGAGAACGAGAGAGGUCCUUUUCCUAGUAAGCUUGUGCAGAUUAAAUCCAGUCAUGAUAAAGAAACCAAGAUGGUGUACAGAAUCACUGGUGACGGUGCAGACCAGCCUCCAGUGGGACUGUUUACAAUAGACAAAUUCACUGGUCAAAUGUAUGUGGGGAGGCCUCUUGACCGAGAAGCUAAAGAUAAAUAUGUGCUGCAAGCCCAUGCUGAGUCACUUACUGAUGCUGUUGUAGAACCUGCCAUGGAGGUUAUAGUUGAAGUGCUGGACAGUAAUGAUAACCUUCCUGUCUUCACCCAAGAUCCAUUCAUUGGCAGUGUACCAGAAGCUUCAAAACCAGGCUUUGAGUUCAUGACAGUCAGUGCCACUGAUGCAGAUGAUCCAAACACUGACCAUGCUGCUAUUAGGUACUCCAUUGUUGAGCAGAUUCCACCAGAACCACAUCCUAACAUGUUUGCGAUUAACCCUAUGAGUGGAGCAAUCCGAGUGAAUAUUGAUGGACUGGACAGAGAGAAAUAUAGAGAAUACACCUUGAAAAUUCAAGCAGCAGAUAUGAAUGGGGACGGCCGCGCAGUUCCUGGAACAGCUGUUAUUACAGUCACAGACAGCAAUGACAAUGCACCUAAAUUUACCAAGAACUUGUUCAAUGUUACUGUCCCAGAGGAUAAAGUGGGAGUUAUUGUGGCAAAACUGCCAGUGACUGACGAAGAUGAACCACAAUCAUCUGCCUGGGCAGCAAAAUUUAGGAUUGUUAGUGGUGACCCAAGUGGAUUUUUCAACAUUAGCACAGGACCAAGCAAACAGGACGGCAUCAUUACCACGAUCAAGGGGUUGGACUAUGAGAACAACAACAAAUUCACACUGCUGGUAGCUGUGGAAAAUGAGGUUCCAUUUGCUAGAGCUUUGCCUACCUCCACUGCUACUGUUAUCGUAAAUGUUCUUGAUGUGAACGAGGCUCCAGUGUUUGAUCCCAAGGAGAUGAUUGUUUCCAAACCUGAAGAUCUAGCAAUUGAUAGUGAACUGACAGUGUACACUGCCACUGAUCCGGACACGUACCGGAACCAGAAAUUGACGUAUCGUGUAGGCAAUGAUCCUGCUGGCUGGCUGACUGUUAUCCCAGACACUGGACUAAUCAAAGUCAGGAGUUCUAUGGACAGAGAAUCAACUUUUGUGAAAGAUGGCAAAUACAGAGCCCUAAUUCUAGCUAUAGAUGAUGAUGUCCUUCCAGCAACUGGAACUGGUACACUUAUAAUUGAGCUGGAGGAUGUGAAUGAUAACGCUCCAACAAUUGAGGAGCGGGAAAUCAACAUAUGUAAUAAGGAUUCCGCUCCAAGGACCCUGGCUGUGGUUGAUAAGGAUGGACCUGGCUUUGCUGCUCCUUUCACCGUAGAGCUGCAAGGAGAUAGCAAGAACAAUUGGACUGCUAGGAUGAAUGAUUCAAAAACAGGGAUCAUACUUACACUUAAGAUGCCACUCCAACAGGGAACUUACAAUGUUGUUAUGAGGGUGUACGACAACCAGCUCCAAUCGCAAGUCAACACUGUGCUGGUCACUGUAUGUGACUGCACAGGAGAGGACUUUAACUGCAAAGACCUGCGUGCAGCAGACUUUGGCCUUCCUGGGGUGCUUGGAAUUCUGGGGGCUAUUUUGGCUCUGCUGUUGCUGCUCUUGCUGCUGCUUCUGUUCCUUAAAAGGAAAGGCACUAAGAAAGAGCAGCCCCUUAUUAACGACGAUGAUAUCCGUGACAAUGUUUACUGUUAUGAUGAAGAGGGUGGUGGAGAAGAUGAUCAGGAUUAUGAUCUGAGCGUUUUGCACAGAGGCCUUGACAACCGCCCUGAUGUGUUCCGCAACGAUGUGGCUCCCACCUUUAUGCCUGCUCCACAAUAUCGGCCGCGGCCUGCGAACCCAGAGGAGAUCGGCACCUUCAUUGAUGACAACCUGAAGGCGGCUGAUAACGACCCCACAGCUCCCCCCUAUGACUCUCUGCUGGUGUUUGAUUAUGAAGGUGGUGGAUCAGAGGCAGGAUCCCUCAGCUCCCUGAACUCCUCCAGCUCAGGAGAUCAGGACUAUGAUCGUAUUGGUGAGUGGGGACCGCGCUUCAAGAAACUAGCUGACAUGUAUGGAGGAGGAGAGGACUAAGAACGUGUGUAUGAGAGAGAGGAGUUCUUUCAGAAAAAUCUGGUCAGGCAUGAAGCACAAGGAUGGAUGUAAAUACAGGACAGUUUUAGUUUCCCUGUUGCCUUAUUAAUAUUGUAACAGUGCAGUCUGAAAUGGAAACGGGCCAGUCUUGCUAAAUAAAUUGCUAUUUUUUUUGUGUGGCUCAGUUAUGUUAAUGGAUGACCUUUCUGCAUGGUUUUCAAAGCACUGGGGUACAAUGUUUAACCAACAAUAAAGUUUUAUGAAGUGUUUGUACCCCAUUUCUGUUUAAGAUUUUUACAUUUGUCUUUUUUUUUUUUUUUUUUUUUUUUUUUUUAAUUCAACUGACUGUAUUGCCAUUUGUACUUUUUUAUUUAUAUAUAUAUAUAUAUAAAUAAAAAGUAGCUUUUUUUUUUUUUAUUUCUUGAACGUAUGGUUAUUGAUAAUGACUGUACGAUUAAAUGUUCUUUUAGAGCCAGCCAUCAAUAAAGUUGAGUUGAAUUCUUUAAAGAAUAACCUACACCUGAUAGUCAUUUAUGGUAUUUGAUUUCCUGUUCCAAGGUUGACGAAUACCUUCUAAAUGUAAUGUUAAAGCAUGACAGGAAAGAUUAAGCACAAUUUAAUGGAUAAAUGACCCUAACGUUUGGAUAGUUUUUUUUUUUGUUUUUUUUUUUAAUGCAACUGUUCAAAUGUACAAAAAAAUGUUCUUGUUUGAGAAGUAUGCUAUUGUGCUACAUGAUGGCAAUACUGAUCUGUUCUGUAUUACUCACUAUACUGCAAAUGGUGUACAACACUGUUAUAUAUGUAUUAGUGUAUGUGUUACUCUGUACUGAAUAGGCGUGAUACAUGGGGAUGACUUCAUCAAUAUGGAUCAGAAUUUCAAAGGAAUCUUGUGGAAACCAGAACCGAGGCAGUUUUGAUAGCGGCUGGAGAUCUACCUAUGGUUAUAGUGUUUCUUAAUAAACUUGAAAAUGUAGCCUAUAAGUACAGGUAGAUAGUAUAUUUGCAAAAUAGUAAUAAAUCUUACAACUGUAAAACAUUGUUUUAGAGAAGACUAUACAAAGCUUUCUAGUCAGUUUUUGGUCUUUUAUUUUAUAUAAAUUCAGAAAAAUAUUUUAAUCUUUAUGGCACAUUAACUGCAGGAAAGGUGAGUUGUAAGCCAAGGCUCAUAUGUAAAAGAUGUGGUGUAUGAUCUGAAUACUUUGAGUGUAAGGUGAAAAAGACUCAAUAGAUGAAUAGAUGGUGCAAUUGGGUUUUAGUGUGAAAAUCCCAGAAACUCCCAAAGAUUUGAAUGGGGAAUUCUUAAAAUUUCCUCCACACCAUGGGUCGGCAACCCGCGGCUCUGGAGCCGCAAGUGGCUCUUUCAUCCCUCUGUGCAGCUCCCUGUACAUUUGGAAAAUAAAUAUUUAAUUUGAAUUUA